UCUCUCUCUCUCUCUCUCUCUCUCUCUCUCUCUCUCGGCUAUAUGGUGUGUGGUGCGGUGGCCUCUCCAAGUUCAAGUCCUGAAGGAGAGAUGGGAAGCUGCAACCUCGGUCAGCUGGGAAAUGGAAGAGUUGGGUCCUCGAGGAGGGGGAAGAAGAGCAACUCAGACAAGCAAAAGCAGCCGCAAAGAGGACUUGGGGUGGCUCAGUUGGAGAAGAUUAGGUUGCAGAAUGAGAUGAUGGCGGGCUAUCUUCACUCCCCAUUUCCCCGCGAUCUCAACAAGGAGGAUCUGAGAGCGCCUUCAACGGUGACCACCUCAUCCUCUCUCUUUGGUGCUCAUCCUAACAUCAUGAUGGGAUUUGGAGGCUCCACAGGGACAGAGAUCAGAUACGGUGAGCUUUAUCCCGGUGCAACAGCAAGAUCCUUGAACGACGCAAAUGAUCUCCGACCACAUCACCUUCGACGGCCAACCGCGACGCUGCCGCUCAUCGAACAAAGCUCGGAGAACGACGGACGACGCGACCGGCGUCACUCGGUCGGUUCUACCAGCAGCCAAAACUCCGACACGAGCAACUCAUCAGAACUGGAUUUAGAGCUCAGAUUGUCACUGUGAGUGAUGCUGAUUUACAUGUCAAAUGCCUGAGCCCGUCAUCGGCGUUGCCAUCAAGAGAAGCAUGACGCUUGCAAUAGGAAUCGGAGAUGCAGCUCUCGAGCAAUUAGGAAGUUGAUAUCACACCCAAGCUGGAAGCAGAAAGAGUGAUUCUUUGUACUCCAUCACGAACACUGUUCUUCCUGGCUCAAUGUCACGAAGAACCAAGCAUGCUGUGAUUUGCUAGCACCAAUCAUGAUGCCAUGAAAGCUCUUCGAUAUGAGUUACAUCGGGUUCUA
This is a messenger RNA of Musa acuminata subsp. malaccensis (wild Malaysian banana), 887 nucleotides long. RefSeq names its product protein SPEAR1. Lineage: Eukaryota; Viridiplantae; Streptophyta; Magnoliopsida; Zingiberales; Musaceae. Gene Ontology annotation, molecular function: DNA-binding transcription factor activity. The record is from RefSeq and is a predicted model, not a curated record.